Lolium rigidum is the source of this 1272-nucleotide messenger RNA. RefSeq names its product bZIP transcription factor RISBZ2-like. The transcript has 6 exons. The coding region runs from base 1 to 1272 and encodes 423 amino acids. The record is from RefSeq and is a predicted model, not a curated record. Gene Ontology annotation, molecular function: DNA-binding transcription factor activity. Gene Ontology annotation, biological process: regulation of DNA-templated transcription. Lineage: Eukaryota; Viridiplantae; Streptophyta; Magnoliopsida; Poales; Poaceae.
AUGGACCAUCUAUUCUCACUAGAUGAGAACAUCCCCGAACCCAUCCCUUUCCAGACUCCCUUGCCGUCUUUGGCGUUGGAGCCUCAGGCGGACAGUGGAGGCACCGGAGGAGCAGAGAUCGAUGCCGGUGGUGGUGUAGGUGGUGGUGGAGCUAUGAACCCGUGCUUGCCAGAAUGCUUCUCCCCAAAGCUCAUGGACAAUUCAUCAUCACUGGACACCCCCACCCCACCAGCAACGAACUCAAAAGCUGAUUCAGAGCUUCACAAUAAUCCGGCGGCCGAAGCGAGCCAUAAGAGGCGCUACGAGGUCAUCCAGGAGGAGGAUAACGACGUUGUGGAGGUAAUCUCCUCGCCACCCGCACCAACAUCGGCGAGCGCGGCGUUGGACCCGGUGGCGUACAACGCGAUGCUAAGGCGGAAGCUCGAUGCGGACCUCGCCGCGGUUGCCGUGUGGAGGACCUCACGUGGAAUUUUCCUACAAAGUUCACAUGGCAAUAUAGCAUCACAAAAUUCAAAUGGCUAUAGUAACUUGGGCUCGCCAAAUCACGUUGGAGAGGUUGGUGUCCAUCAAGUUAGCUCUUCCUCAUGGAAUCCAUCACCAUCAGAUGAUGAUAUGGAAGGGGAUGAAGAAACAAUGGGAAAUAGGAAUGUUACUGCAGCAAAAGUGAAGAAGAGGAAGGAAUCUAACCGAGAUUCAGCUCGACGCUCAAGGAGUAGAAAAGCUGCUCACAUGAAGGAACUAGAGCAGCAGGUGUCAUUACUAAGAUUUGAAAACAAAUCUCUGAUGAUGAGUCUUACAGAAGUCAGUCAAAGAUACAACAACGUUAUUGUUGACAAUAGGAUAUUAAAGGCAAAUGUUGAAACCUUAGAAACAAAGGUGAAGAUGUCAGAGGAAACUAUGAAGAGGAUCACACGUGCGAGCAAUUUCCCCCAAGCCAUAUCUAGCAUAUCAUCGCAUAGCCACCACAUAGGUGGGCCCCGAUUGGACACCAUUACCAAUACUCUACUACCAACCCAAGACACCCCAGUUAGCUACUUUGUGAGUACAACAAAUGAUGUUGAUGUGAACAAUAGGUACAUCCCAGAGGUAGCUCCGAUACCGACUUUCCAAGUUGACAACCCAUCAACUUUACUACAUAUGCAACCUAUGGUUACCCUGGAUCAUCACCAAAGAAGGAUGUGUGGUGGCAUGCCAAGUGCAUCAGUACCUACCCCACAAUGGGAAGCUACUAUGAUGGAUCAAGAUGAGUUUAUCAACAUGGGGAUGCAGUAG